AUGCCCGGAAAAAAAACCGGACUGCAAAUGUUUUUCCCCACCCAAACUCUACCUUUCCCAACACAAUUGCACCAGCACCACAACCGAAAAAUAUGCCCGCGCACCACUUUACACCGAAAAAAAUACGCAUUUAAAGGAUUUGUAAUUAUUUUAAUGCAAAAAGCAUUACUUAUAGCCACAAUAACGUUUUUUGCUUUAUUAAAGUAUCAAAAACUGUUAGCUGGCUUUCAAAUGUGCCUGGCUUGCCAAAAAAGCUACGUGCUUUUACGCCUGGCGCAACAACGAAUUAAAUACGCCAAACUACGGAACGGCCAGAACUUUAUCCUUAAAAAGGAUAAUGAUUUUGGGCAUGGAAAAAGCAAAAGUAAUAUUGUUAGGACCUGGAAAAAAAAGCACAAUUUCCGGCAUUACUUUAACUGCACGCAUUCCCUUAAUAUCCCUUUUAUUGAAAAGGCCUGGCAGGCCUUUAAAGCCGCUAUAAGGAAAUUGGCUAUUUAG
Molecule: messenger RNA, 498 nt
Organism: Gaeumannomyces tritici R3-111a-1
Lineage: Eukaryota; Fungi; Ascomycota; Sordariomycetes; Magnaporthales; Magnaporthaceae
Exons: 3
Coding region: 1-498 (165 amino acids)
Source: RefSeq, a predicted model, not a curated record